CAUUACUUUGCAUGUUUUAGUCUGGGAGACACGGCUUAGAUCUGUCACCGGAGUUUGCCUCUUUACUAUUCGUCGUUGCCUUACCUGAGGCUAGUGCUCGGACUGUUAGCUUGGCACGUACACGACUAGUGUAACUGUCAUUCUGCAUUCGCUUCCUAGCGAUCGCACGCCUCGGCUUUUCCGUCUCCACAACUCCUUGUUAGCGAUGGCCAAAGACCUCCUCGAGCACAUUGACUUCUCGUCUCUGGAGUGCUUGAACGAGGCACCAGGCCACGGAGCAGAUCAAGUGCUUAAGCAGGGCUAUCGGGAGCAAGACGGACUGUACCUUGAGUCAGAUACGGAUGAGCAGUUGCUUCUGAACAUCCGCUUCCACCAGCGCGUCAAGCUUCAGGGCAUCGUCAUCAAAGCGACGGAUGAAGCCAAGGCGCCAAAGACUGUGAAACUAUACACGAACCGCCCUCAUAUGGGCUUCAGCGAUGUGUCCUCCGUCCCCUGCGCCCAGCAGCUGGACCUCUCACCCGCGCAGGUGGCUCAGGGCGCCACCCUGCCGCUGAAGCUGGUCAAGUUCACCAACGUGGAGGUGCUGAGCGUGUUCAUCGAGAGCAACCAGGGGGACGAGGAGGUGACGCAGCUGACCAAGCUGGCGCUGCUGGGGGCGGCGGGGGAGGUGUUCAAUGUGGCGGAGAUCAAGAAGGUGGAGGAGGCGCACUGAGGGGGGAGGCGCACUGAGGGGGGAGAGGAGGAGAGAAGGAGGAGGGGGGUUCAAAGAUAGGGACGUGGGGUACCGAGGUAGGAAGGCAUUGAUCGGUUCCGAAGGCGCGGAGUGGGGGAGACGUGGAUUGGAGGCGGGGCAUACACAUGUACACGUGAGCCCACAUGAGGGGGCGGAGGUGGAGGCGGGAGGCCGCAUGCAUCAUGGGCUUGUCUCAUGACGCCAUGCGCAUGUGUGAGCAUGUGUGUGGGACCCGGCGGCGGCGGAGGGCAGCGGGCGGUGCGGGCAGGCAGGCAGGCAGGCAGGCAGGCCCGGUGUGCUCUAGAUGGAGGGCAGAGCUGGGGGCUGGGAGGGGAGCCGGGCAGGGCUGACACGAGGCGGUCUGCGCACCCGCUGGCGGAGGACUGGCUUCAGGACACCUGCAGCGGGUGUAGUCAAGUGUAGCCGUAGCGGGGGAGCGGUGCUGGUGGUGACAUAGUGGCAUGGGAAGCAGACAGCCCUACGUGCGGUAGUGCCCGAAUGGCGUGUGCUUGGUGUGUCGCAGUUUGGGUUGCCGUGUCAGCGCUGCCGCUGCACCCCCUUGCGUCCCGCGGUGAGUGGGGAUGUCUGUCUCCGAAAGGAGCCUCCCUUUCGCGGCUGGUUGGGAACGGCACCAGCACCAGCGCUAGGCUGCCGCUCGAGCUGCCUAGACGUUGCAAGCAGCCUGGGACUACCGAGCCUGGGACUACUUACACCUGUGGAGCCUGUGCACCUACCCUAGCUCUGUCGUUUAAAGGUCAGAAAGGGG
Molecule: messenger RNA, 1499 nt
Organism: Astrephomene gubernaculifera
Lineage: Eukaryota; Viridiplantae; Chlorophyta; Chlorophyceae; Chlamydomonadales; Astrephomenaceae
Source: the annotation of a GenBank genome assembly